AGGUAGAUGUCAGUUGCGACUGGCGCGUUGUCUCGUGAUCUCUUGAGUAGUAUUGUUUUAGACACCGAAAUUGCAUGUAAAAAAAAAUAUAAAUAAGUAACUAGAAGUUUCAAAGUAAAAGUGUUUAAAAAUUCCUUAAUGAUUGUUUGCUAAUUUUAAAAUUUCAAGGAUAAAGCUUGGUAUUCGAUGAUUAAAACUUUACAAUAACUUUAGUAGUACCUACUCUUUAAUGCUGAAUUAAAAGUAUGCCCGAACAAACAGCAAUCAUGGGUAAACAAUUGAAAUGGGGGAUAGCCGGUGUUGGUAUGAUCGCGCAUGAUUUCUUGACGGCAAUGGCUUCCCUGCCGGCGGAGCAGCACAAGGUCAUCGCCAUCGCCGGCAAAGACCUAGAUCGUGUUCACAGAUUAGCCACGCUCCACAACGUAAGCACAGCCUACGAAGGCUAUGAUUCGAUAGCAAACGACGCAGACGUAGACAUAGUUUUCGUCAGCGUACUUAAUUUACAGCAUUUCGAAAUAACUAAAUUAAUGUUAGAAAAUGGUAAACACGUGUUAUGCGAAAAGCCUAUGGGCAUGACAUACAAACAGACAAAAUCUCUUGUGGAUUUGGCACGCGAAAAGAAACUAUUUCUCUUAGAGGGGAUGUGGUCGAGGUUCUUUCCAGCUUACGAUGCUUUAGAUAAGCAUAUUGCGAGUGGCGGGCUUGGCGACAUUUAUCAAAUAAACAUACAAUUCGGGGUGGAAAUUAACGACAUUGAAAGGAACUUAAUGAAAGAUUUGGGCGGCGGUGCAGUAUUAGACUUAGGCAUUUAUAUGUUGCAACUCCUCCAAUUUGUAUACAAGGAGCCGCCUACUGACAUCAUGUGCACGGGGCACUUGAGUAAGACGGGCGUUGACGAAUCUGUGUCGUGUGCUUUGAAAUACAAGGACGGUCGGACGGCCACUAUAGCGGCACACACGCGCUCGGCUAUGCCUAAUAAGGCUGAAAUAACUGGGACCAAAGGUUCAAUUUCGUUGGACUAUUUUUGGUGUCCCACCGUGUUGCACAUAUCUGCGGCUAACAGCACGGAGUGGACCCUACCGAAGGGCAAAUACAAGUUCCAUUUCCACAACAGCGCAGGACUGAGCUAUGAGAUACAGGAAUGCUGGGACUGUAUAAAUCAGGGAUUAUUGGAAAGUCCGAAAAUGAGUUUAGACGAAAGCGUUAUCCUGUCGAAGCUUAGUGAUACAAUGAGAGCGCAACUGGGUGUACUAGAUAAUGCAUUUUAACCACAAGACAUAAAGUUCAAAAUACAUAAAGCCAGUAUAGGAUAGGCUAGACUAAACGGUUACAAUACACGAACAAAAUGUAGGCAUAAUAUUUUCAGAUCCAGCAAAUUUUUUUGUCGUAAAAGUGUAGAUAUUUACCUCAACCAACUGUGAUGAAAGUGUGUUGUGACACGUACUUAUUGUAAAUUAUAUAUUCUAAAUAUAUGAAAAUAUACACGCUAAUUUAUUGUACUUA
This is a messenger RNA of Pararge aegeria (speckled wood butterfly), 1503 nucleotides long. Its product is annotated as trans-1,2-dihydrobenzene-1,2-diol dehydrogenase-like. The record is from RefSeq and is a predicted model, not a curated record. The coding region runs from base 246 to 1268 and encodes 340 amino acids. The transcript is spliced from 7 exons. NCBI's taxonomy places the organism in Eukaryota, Metazoa, Arthropoda, Insecta, Lepidoptera, Nymphalidae. Gene Ontology annotation, molecular function: nucleotide binding.